UCAUCAUAACACAAUAAAACAUAUAAACGAAACUAAAAGGGGCAUUUUAGUCAACGAAAAACUUAUAAAAGGCAACAAAAACUAGGGUUUAGAGACCCGACCAUCUUUCACAUACUGCGACAGAGCCGCAUUCACCUCCUUCUUCUUCUUCAUCAUCAGAGAUGGCCAAGUCAAAGAACCACACAGCUCACAACCAGUCCUACAAGGCACACAAGAAUGGCAUCAAGAAACCUAAGAGGCAACGCCACACCUCUACCAAGGGGAUGGAUCCAAAGUUCUUGAGGAACCAGAGAUAUGCAAGGAAGCAUAACAAGAAGAGUGGUGAGACUGCCACCGAGGAAGAGUAAACGAAUGCCCACUUACUUGAAAAAUGAAGCUGCUACUGCUGCUGUUUCAAGAUUUCAUGUUAGGGUUUCUAAUCUUUAAUAGAAUAUUAGUAAUUUUAAUGUUCUAGUACUGUUUGUUAAGCCAUUUUUGGGUUUCUGGUAAUUGUGACUUGUGUUUGUUUUAAAGAUUUUUUUCCUCUCCAAAUACUUGGUUAUCAUAACUAUUUGUCUUGCUUCCAUUCUAUAUAUCUUUUUGGUAUUUGUUUGGCA
Ricinus communis (castor bean) is the source of this 596-nucleotide messenger RNA. Its product is annotated as 60S ribosomal protein L29-1. Gene Ontology annotation, molecular function: structural constituent of ribosome. Lineage: Eukaryota; Viridiplantae; Streptophyta; Magnoliopsida; Malpighiales; Euphorbiaceae. The record is from RefSeq and is a predicted model, not a curated record. Bases 162 to 347 code for a protein of 61 amino acids. Gene Ontology annotation, biological process: cytoplasmic translation. The transcript has 3 exons. Gene Ontology annotation, cellular component: ribosome; cytosolic large ribosomal subunit.